This is a messenger RNA of Sungouiella intermedia, 1359 nucleotides long. The record is from the annotation of a GenBank genome assembly. Lineage: Eukaryota; Fungi; Ascomycota; Pichiomycetes; Serinales; Metschnikowiaceae.
AUGUCUUACGAAGCAAGAACCCGCUCAUCCUCCGAGGCUAACCGACGCCAUUCGGGCCAGCACAGACGUGCUCUCUCCAAUUUGCCCACCAAUUUGGUUGCUUCCCGUGUCGCCAAAAGAGAUGAUGACAGACGCAAACGACUCAAUGUCAGAGAUCAGGGCCGCGAGAACGACCCUGAGGCCCGUGUAUCCUUUGGCUCAUCAGAAAUAACGCAGCCGCUCUCGGAUGACGGCCUAAUACGCCACCACUUCGACAGAAUCAACCUGGAGGUUGGUGAGCUUGGUGUAGAUGGUACAGACUCCGAAAAUGCCAGUCCUCAAGUAUUCUCUGAUGCGUUGAGUACAAGGCCAACUGCAGAGGAGGACGAACAAGAGGAAGAAGAAGAAGAAGAAGAUGAUGAAGCCGAGGAAGAGGAGGACGUUGAAGAUGAUGAGAACGAUCCGGCAGACUUACUGUGUCCACAAGAACCGAAAUGGAGUCGGGCCAUUUUCAACGAGUUACAGCACGUAAUGCGCAAAUACUCGACAACCACAUUGGACGAAAAGGAUGAGGAUACUUAUGAUGUGACAAUGGUGGCAGAGUACGCCCCAGAAAUCUUCAACUACUUGCAUGAGCUUGAGCACCGGUUGUCACCAGACCCAAACUAUAUGGAUAACCAAGACGAGUUGCGGUGGGAAAUGAGAUCUGUCUUGGUAGACUGGGUAGUACAGGUGCACCAACGCUUCAACUUGCUCCCUGAGACACUUUUCUUGACUAUAAACUAUAUUGACCGCUUUCUCAGCCGCAGACGGGUUUCAUUAUCUCGAUUCCAGCUAGUUGGUGCAGUUGCACUCUUUAUCGCUGCUAAGUUCGAGGAAAUUAAUUGCCCCACUGUUAGAGAAGUUGCAUACAUGGCAGACAAUGCUUAUAGCGUCGAAGACUUUCUCAAGGCUGAACGUUUCAUGAUUGACGUUCUUGAAUUUGAUAUGGGUUGGCCAGGUCCAAUGUCAUUUUUAAGAAGAACAUCGAAGGCAGAUGAUUACGACUAUGAAACGAGAACAUUAGCUAAAUACUUCUUAGAGGUGACCAUAAUGGACUCGCGAUUUGUGGCCUCGCAGCCAUCAUGGCUUGCAGCUGGUGCACACUAUCUACUGAGAAAGAUGCUUAACAAAGGUCCCUGGACAGAGCUUCACGUAUUCUAUUCGGGCUACACAGAAGAACAAUUACGUCCAUUGGCUCGCAUAUACAUGGAAAUAUGCCAGAACGCAGAACAGAACCAUCGGGCUAUCUUUGAGAAAUAUCAGGAGCGCAGAUAUAGACGAUCCUCAUUGUUUGUGCAAGAGUUUCUCCGAGCCAUGCGGCAGUCCACCAGAGACUAG